This is a messenger RNA of Momordica charantia (bitter melon), 2489 nucleotides long. Its product is annotated as MYB-like transcription factor EOBI. The record is from RefSeq and is a predicted model, not a curated record. Gene Ontology annotation, molecular function: DNA-binding transcription factor activity; sequence-specific DNA binding. Lineage: Eukaryota; Viridiplantae; Streptophyta; Magnoliopsida; Cucurbitales; Cucurbitaceae. Gene Ontology annotation, cellular component: nucleus. Gene Ontology annotation, biological process: regulation of DNA-templated transcription.
GGCUCGCAGAUUCCAACCGACCUAUCCACAUCAGAACCAUCCUCAUAGAAUUGAUGCUCUAAAAUCAAGUGAAAAAGGUUAUCCUAUGGGGUUGCUCCUACCUUUUUUUGCUUGAUAAGUUGAAGGAUCCCUUUAAAAUCUGAAUUGUCCCACUCCCAAGCUUAAUAUAAAGGCCCAUGCUCCCCUACCUUAAAUUUAACAUCAAUUUCUUUUAGGGACAUGAAGAGAUGACCUCCACACAUUGGAUAUAGAAAGUUUGAAACCUUGAAACUUGAGACAUUUACAAACCAGAACACAGGUUUCCUUUGCUUAUGAAUAGUAUUGCCUCCAUUUUAACUUCAGCCUUACAUGCCUAGGGACAUUGCUUCAUGAUUUUUAGUAGCUUUUCUCCAAAACCUAUUAGAAUAUUGUCUAUUUUCUUAUUCAUACUUGUUCGUUUAUACUUGCGUGAUUUUGAAUGAUCUGGGUCUGAGCCAUCAACAUUAUGAUUCUUUAUGCAAUUGUUAAUCAGGUAGCACUUUGGAGAUGAUGAUGUGUUUGGUAAUAUUCCCGUUUCUUAAAUCAAUUGUUUUUCCGAAACUCCGAGCCAACCAAAUACAAAAUUCUGUAAUAGCUAAAUUCUGUGUGCGUUGAAGUUCAAUUCAGUGGCUGAUGAUAUGGCAUAUUCAUAUCUAAAUGUAAUUUUACAGAUUUUUAUGCAUAGGGGGUUUUCGGGUGCUUCGAAAAUGAUUUUUUCAUAUAACAAAAUCUUGUGGGUUAUUGAAAUUGAGUUUGCCGGAUUUUUGUUUUUAAUUAAAGGAAAAGCUAGUAAAAAUAUAUUUGAAUAAAUGUUUUACCGAAGUUUUCUUUUGAUUUUUUUAGUACCAUAAAUGUGGAGGUGGGAAAUUAAAUUUUUGAUCUCAAAGAAAGUAACCAACCGGUGUCCUUUUGCAUACUUUUUGGAAAAUAACAAAUUCUUUUUGCAACUCCUUGGUCACAACCUCUCCCCACUUCAACUUUCAUACUUGGCUUUUGGUCUUUGGUUAAUAAAUGAACUCAAAUUCUUCAAAAACUUUCAUACUUGGCUUUUGGUCUUUGGUUAAUAAAUGAACUCAAAUUCUUCAAAACUAUAUUUUCUUCAAGUGACCAUGAAUUUGAAGCAACAUUUAUUACUACAUUACAUUUAAUCAAUGAAUUUAAUACCCUCAUCCAUGAAUUAACAACGCAACCAUUCCCUUUUUCUUCCUAACGAGCGUUGAAAACGAUCGCUUCAAACUACUAUCUAAAACCCUAGCGAUCUAGAUCUACUAAAAUUGAUUGGGUAUACAACUUUAUAAAAACGUCAAAAAGUCAAAUUUGUCCUUCAAACUCAUCUCCCUUUUCAUUUGCCCAAAAUGUGGCUUCCCCCAUCAUUUUUGACCAAUUGAUGUAUAAGUCAUGCAUAGAAUGGAACAUGGCACAUGACAUUGAUGUUGUAGUUCAUUCACAUACAUACAUUACAUAUAUACAACCAUUUAACUGUGGAAGUUAGGUAAAUAUUUAUAGGCUUGUGAGAUUACAUGAAAAAAAACAAACAGUUACUCUCAUAAGGGUUGCCCUCCCUAUAUAUAAUCCUCCAUCCAUCCCCACAUAUCAGUGGCUUCCUAUACUACUCUCUCUCUCUCUCAUAUAAGGAAAACUAGAAACUAGAGAGAGAGAUAAUGGGUACAGAGAGAUUAAGCUCUUCUCAGGAUGAAGAUGAAGUGAGAAAGGGGCCAUGGACAACAGAAGAGGAUUUGAUUCUGAUGAAUUACAUUGCCAUCCAUGGUGAAGGUGUAUGGAAUUCACUUGCCAAAGCUGCUGGUCUCAAACGUACUGGGAAGAGUUGUCGCCUCCGGUGGCUGAACUAUCUCCGUCCUGAUGUUCGGAGGGGGAAUAUAACUGCUGAAGAACAGCUCUUGAUCAUGGACUUGCAUUCCAAAUGGGGUAACAGGUGGUCAAAAAUUGCAAGACAUCUACCUGGAAGAACAGAUAACGAGAUAAAGAACUACUGGAGGACGAGGAUACAGAAACAUAUCAAGCAGCAGGAGGUCAAGAGUGUUGGUGAGCAGAUGAUGUCAGUCGGCAGUUGUUCAGACACAAACGAUGACCGCACCAUCAGCCCGAGCAGCCAAGUUUCGAGCUUUGGUAACGUUGCAGAACUGAUGGAUAUCGGCCAUGGCUACUUCCCAUCAUGUCAAGGAGAUAUGGAGGGCAUGGCUUAUCAGCAGACAACUUGGCCUCGUGGGGACGGCGAGAAUGACAACUACUGGAGCAUGGAGGAUCUUUGGUCCAUGCAAUUACUUAAUUGAAAUGUUUCAAGGAUGAAACUAGUGUUGUGUUUAUGUACAGUUGAACCAUAAAUAAACAUUUACUUUUGUAUAAUCUUGUAAUGGGAUAAAAACUCAGGUACUAAAACGAGCACCGUGGAAACACGACCCUAAACUAAACCCUUUGAGUUCAUAGCAUUAGUAUCGAAKUUCUAAGUCCAA